Knipowitschia caucasica is the source of this 4794-nucleotide messenger RNA. NCBI's taxonomy places the organism in Eukaryota, Metazoa, Chordata, Actinopteri, Gobiiformes, Gobiidae. The record is from the annotation of a GenBank genome assembly.
AUGAUAAAGGAGAGCUACAGUUUGGAGGUUUGCGAGUGCACAUUUUCCCGGAUUACAGAGGAGGAAACUCCGAGAGGUGUAGAUACAGGCUGCACCUCCUGCUGCACCUCCUGCUUCAUCCUGACCAACACAGAUACAGGCUGCACCUCCUGCUUCAUCCUGACCAACACAGAUACAGGCUGCACCUCCUGCUUCAUCCUGACCAACACAGAUACAGGCUGCACCUCCUGCUUCAUCCUGACCAACACAGAUACAGGCUGCACCUCCUGCUUCAUCCUGACCAACACAGAUACAAGCUGCACCUCCUGCUUCAUCCUGACCAACACAGAUACAGGCUGCACCUCCUGCUUCAUCCUGACCAACACAGAUACAGGCUACACCUCCUGCUUCAUCCUGACCAACACAGAUACAGGCUGCACCUCCUGCUUCAUCCUGACCAACACAGAUACAAGCUGCACCUCCUGCUUCAUCCUGACCAACACAGAUACAGGCUGCACCUCCUGCUUCAUCCUGACCAACACAGAUACAGGCUGCACCUCCUGCUUCAUCCUGACCAACACAGAUACAGGCUGCACCUCCUGCUUCAUCCUGACCAACACAGAUACAGGCUGCACCUCCUGCUUCAUCCUGACCAACCCAAAUACAAGCUGCACCUCCUGCUUCAUCCUGACCAACACAGAUACAGGCUGCACCUCCUGCUUCAUCCUGACCAACACAGAUACAGGCUGCACCUCCUGCUUCAUCCUGACCAACACAGAUACAAGCUGCACCUCCUGCUUCAUCCCGACCAACACAGAUACAGGCUGCACCUCCUGCUUCAUCCUGACCAACACAGAUACAGGCUGCACCUCCUGCUUCAUCCUGACCAACACAGAUACAGGCUGCACCUCCUGCUUCAUCCUGACCAACCCAGAUACAAGCUGCACCUCCUGCUUCAUCCUGACCAACCCAGAUACAAGCUGCACCUCCUGCUUUAUCCUGACCAACACAGAUACAGGCUGCACCUCCUGCUUCAUCCUGACCAACACAGAUACAGGCUGCACCUCCUGCUUCAUCCUGACCAACCCAGAUACAAGCUGCACCUCCUGCUUCAUCCUGACCAACCCAGAUACAAGCUGCACCUCCUGCUUCAUCCUGACCAACACAGAUACAGGCUGCACCUCCUGCUUCAUCCUGACCAACACAGAUACAGGCUGCACCUCCUGCUUCAUCCUGACCAACCCAGAUACAAGCUGCACCUCCUGCUUCAUCCUGACCAACCCAGAUACAAGCUGCACCUCCUGCUUCAUCCUGACCAACACAGAUACAGGCUGCACCUCCUGCUUCAUCCUGACCAACCCAGAUACAAGCUGCACCUCCUGCUUCAUCCUGACCAACCCAGAUACAAGCUGCACCUCCUGCUUCAUCCUGACCAACACAGAUACAGGCUGCACCUCCUGCUUCAUCCUGACCAACACAGAUACAGGCUGCACCUCCUGCUUCAUCCUGACCAACACAGAUACAAGCUGCACCUCCUGCUUCAUCCUGACCAACACAGAUACAAGCUGCACCUCCUGCUUCAUCCUGACCAACCCAGAUACAAGCUGCACCUCCUGCUUCAUCCUGACCAACACAGAUACAAGCUGCACCUCCUGCUUCAUCCUGACCAACCCAGAUACAAGCUGCACCUCCUGCUUUAUCCUGACCAACCCAGAUACAGGCUGCACCUCCUGCUUCAUCCUGACCAACACAGAUACAGGCUGCACCUCCUGCUUCAUCCUGACCAACACAGAUACAAGCUGCACCUCCUGCUUCAUCCUGACCAACCCAGAUACAAGCUGCACCUCCUGCUUUAUCCUGACCAACACAGAUACAGGCUGCACCUCCUGCUUCAUCCUGACCAACACAGAUACAGGCUGCACCUCCUGCUUCAUCCUGACCAACACAGAUACAGGCUGCACCUCCUGCUUCAUCCUGACCAACACAGAUACAGGCUGCACCUCCUGCUUCAUCCUGACCAACACAGAUACAGGCUGCACCUCCUGCUUCAUCCUGACCAACACAGAUACAGGCUGCACCUCCUGCUUCAUCCUGACCAACACAGAUACAGGCUGCACCUCCUGCUUCAUCCUGACCAACACAGAUACAAGCUGCACCUCCUGCUUCAUCCUGACCAACACAGAUACAAGCUGCACCUCCUGCUUCAUCCUGACCAACCCAGAUACAAGCUGCACCUCCUGCUUCAUCCUGACCAACACAGAUACAAGCUGCACCUCCUGCUUCAUCCUGACCAACCCAGAUACAAGCUGCACCUCCUGCUUUAUCCUGACCAACCCAGAUACAGGCUGCACCUCCUGCUUCAUCCUGACCAACACAGAUACAGGCUGCACCUCCUGCUUCAUCCUGACCAACACAGAUACAAGCUGCACCUCCUGCUUCAUCCUGACCAACCCAGAUACAAGCUGCACCUCCUGCUUUAUCCUGACCAACACAGAUACAGGCUGCACCUCCUGCUUCAUCCUGACCAACACAGAUACAGGCUGCACCUCCUGCUUCAUCCUGACCAACACAGAUACAGGCUGCACCUCCUGCUUCAUCCUGACCAACACAGAUACAGGCUGCACCUCCUGCUUCAUCCUGACCAACACAGAUACAGGCUGCACCUCCUGCUUCAUCCUGACCAACACAGAUACAGGCUGUUUGUGCACAACAAUCAGAGGCAUUGACCAUGUCCUAAAAGCAGUAAAGAUGGCCGCUGUGAGCAGUGACCCGCUGCAGAUGCCGGCUCUGGGACGUCCCUUCAAUCUGGGGAUGUUGUACGACGCCAGAACAGACAAACUGAUCCCAGGCAUUACCCUCUGGGACCAUGAGAAGCUGAAGGAGGACAUGAAAGAGAGGCUGCAGCCCAACAGUGAGUUUGAGAUCGUGGCAUCUGAAUCCAUCUCAGACAAGUCCUCGUCUCUGGGAGUGGACGCUGCUCUGAAGGCCAGUUUCUUCUGUGGAUUUAUCAAGGUCGACGGCUCGGCCAAAUACCUGAAGGACACGCGAACAUCCAAACAACAAGCGCGAGUCACUCUGAAGUACAAAACCACCACACGCUUCAGAGAGCUGACCAUGAACCUGCUGGGCACAGGAAACAUCGAGCAUCCGUACAUCUUUGAAAAAGGUCUGGCCACACAUGUGGUCACUGCCAUUCUCUAUGGAGCUCAGGCCUUCUUUGUGUUUGACCGAGAAGUGUCAGACUCUGAAAACAUCCGAGACAUUCAAGGAAACCUGCAGGUGAUGAUAAAGAAGAUCCCCUGCAUCUCUAUCGAAGAACAAGGAGCUCUCAAAAUGGAGGACAAGGACGAAGAAAAAGUCAACAGGUUUUCCUGCAAAUUCCACGGAGAUUUCAAUCUGUCCCAGAGCCCAAUGACGUUUGAAGAUGCAGUGAACGUUUACAAGAACCUGCCCAAACUUCUGGGUCCAGAUGGAGAGAAGGCUGUGCCGGUGACAGUGUGGCUGUUGCCGCUCACCAAACUUGACUCUACUGCGGCUCAGCUGGUGGGGCAGAUCAGUGUGGGGCUGGUGUUUGAGGUAGAAAGAAUCCUGGAGCAUCUGGCCGACCUGGACAUGAGGUGUCAGGAUGUUUUAAAAAGUGCAGCGCUACAGCAGUUUGAUCAGAUAUCCACAAAGAUCAGAACCUUUAUGAGCUUGUGCUCACAGUUUAACCUGGAACUCCAGGGUAUUCUGGCUCAGAAACUCAAGGCGAUCCGUAAAGUAGGAGAGGACGAAAUAGAACUGGCUGAGAUUCUGAAAAAAAGAGCUGCUUCUCCAUUCAGCCGGGACUGUCUGAACCAGUGGGUCAGCUGCAAAGUCAAAGAGAUCAACCUCAUCAAAACAUUCACUAAUAUGAUGAAGCACACAGAAGUCCUCUCCUCUCAGGAGGAGCUGGAUGCCACUAACCACAGCAUUAAAUAUGCAGUUUGCUUUGUUUUCACCUCGCUGGAAACUGAAGAGGAAUAUCUCUCAGCUUUGGAUCAGUACUUAAAAGGUGUCAGCUUAGACCAGAACAGCCCUCGGCCCAAACACCUGGAGAAGCAGCAGUGGUACAGCAACAAAGACGUGCGAGAGGCCAUCAGGACCAAGGUGAAGCUCUUUGCAGACUUUGCAGAAGCCAACAAAGACAAUAAAGACGUGAAGUUUACAGCAGUGGCUUUUAAAGAUGAAACUCAUAAAGGAUCAACAAUCUACAAAUAUGAAGAGGGAUUUGAAGUUUGUUAUGACUUUGUGCCUCCUUCGAAGCCUGAAGUUAAAGUGGAUGUUGUUACACAUAACAGUGUGACUCUUCGUGUUAACGCCCCCACAUGGGGAGCAGAGGUAGUGACAGGCUACAGGCUAGAGUACAGAGAGAAUGAAGAGUCCAGUGUAAACAGAGAGUGGCAGCAGCAGUCUGUUGCUAUCACCGGUUUAACCACAGUCACUGAGCUGAACCCAGACACAGAGUACACCUUCAGAUUGAGGGCCAUCACUGAAAUAGGACAGGGGCCCAUGAAUGAACUCACCUACAAAACUUGUCCUACCCCAGAGGGCCCCAGAUGUAUUGCAGAUGAGGUGAGGAAAACCUGUGAAGUCCUGGAGACCAAAGGAUCUUUGCAGAUCCUGAAGGUUCCACUGCAGAAGGACGAAAUGAACAUUCCUGGCUGUGCACGGUUCAACUUCGGCUCUGAGGUUCCAGGAAAGAAAACCCGCACCAUAAUGAUGAUGGGAACCACUGGAGCUGGUAAAUCCACCCUCAUCAACGGAAUGAUCAACUACAUCCUGGGCGUGCAGUGA